Messenger RNA from Penicillium antarcticum, 945 nucleotides. RefSeq lists its product as uncharacterized. Bases 1 to 945 code for a protein of 314 amino acids. The transcript is spliced from 2 exons. The record is from RefSeq and is a predicted model, not a curated record. NCBI's taxonomy places the organism in Eukaryota, Fungi, Ascomycota, Eurotiomycetes, Eurotiales, Aspergillaceae.
AUGACCAGCCACAGAAUUGGCGUCUUUCCUGCCUCGGGCGGCAUUGGCGGUAGCACCGUCAAGUAUCUCCUCCCUCGCCAUCCAGCUGAAAACCUCGUCUUCAUUGCUCGCAGCCCUGCCAAGUUAGAGUUUGCAGCAGCUACCGGAGCAACUGUCCGAAAGGCUGAUUACAAUACCAAUGCGGAUCUAGAACACGCCUUUCACGGUAUCGACACCUUGUUCCUCAUUUCGUAUGCUUCGGUUGAAGUGGAGCACCGAGCUGAACGUCACCGAGCUGCAAUUGACCACGCCAUCCGCGUCGGUGUAAAAUACAUCUUUUACGGAUCUCUAGGAUUCGCCGGUAGCGAAGACAGCAAAGAAACAGUAGCCCAUGUGAUGCGCCCCCAUUUGAUGACCGAGAAGUAUCUCGAAGAGUGCGCCCAGCGGCACCCCGGGUUUUCAUACACCAUUGUGAGAGAGGGUCUCUACUCCGAAUCGUACAACCUCUAUACUGCCUUCUUCGAUCCUCGCGACCCAGUUGAUGAGAUCAAGAUUGCACAUGAUGGGUCUGGACCUGGUAUUGCCUGGGUCAAGCGCGAGGAAUUGGGAGAAGGCACCGCCGAGCUCUUGAGACGCUUUGCAGAGAACCCAGCGGAGUUUGAAUUCCGCAAGAAGACGGUCCUUCUCUCUGGUACCAAGGUCUUGACUCUACAGGAGACUGUCGAUAUUCUGGCCAAGCUUGCGAAGAAGCCCGUGACAAUUCUCCAGGUUUCCGAUGAAGAGUUUGGAAAGCAACCUACGGUCAGCCCGAACUUUACCUACCAGGGUGUCGAUUACGGUACAGCAUGGGCUAGCUCUUUCGAAGCAUUCCGCCGCGGAGAGGCUAGUGCUGCAUCUCCACUCUUGCGUGAAUUGCUUGGUCGUGAGCCGGAAGACUUUGAAACUACCAUUUCCUCACUACUUUAG